AUGCCUGGCCUGUUGAACCUUCUCACGGGAGCGGCCCUGCCCCUCACCGCGUCCGAUGUCACCUCCUUCGUCAGCGGCUACGCCCUGGGCCUGACCGCCUCCCUCACUUAUGGCAACCUGGAACCUCAACCCUUCCAAGGUCUCUUUGUGUACCCACUGGAUGAACACACGACUGUGAUAGGCUUCGAGGCUGCCAUUGCCGACCGGGUUGUCACGGUACAGAUCAAGGACAAAGCCAAGUUGGAGAGAGGCCAGUUCGAAACCUCCGGGGUGCGAACAGCAACUGUCACAGGGAACAUCCUGCAAGAAGGGGUUUCCAUCACCCCUCACUCCUGCACACCGGGAAAGGUGGCCUUGGACGAGGAUUUGGAGCGCAUCCUGUUUGUGGUCAACCUGGGCACCAUCGCCCCCAUGGAGAAUGUCAUCAUCUUCAUUAGCACCUCCUCGGAACUUCUGACGCUGCCCAGCGGGGCCGUGAGGGUCCUGCUGCCCGCUGUCUGCGCCCCAACUGUGCCCCAGUUCUGCACCAAAAGCCCCAGCUUCUCCACUCACCAAGCCCAGGGCAAAGACAGGCAUUGUUUUGGCCCCCGGGCCCUGGACUCCUGGAAUAAGCUGUGCCUGGCAACUUUGCUAGACACUAAUGUGUCCAACCCCAUGGAGUACGACUUCAACUUCCAGCUGGAGAUCCGGGGGCCAUGCUUGCUUGCAGGAGUGGAAAGUCCCACGCAUGAGAUUCGUGCCGACGCUGCCCCCUCAGCCUGUUCAGCCAAGAGCAUCAUCAUCACCCUGGCCAACAAGCACACCUUCGACCGACCCGUGGAGAUCCUCAUCCACCCCAGCGAGCCCCACAUGCCUCAUGUCCUGAUGGAGAAAGGGGACAUGACCCUGGGGGAGUUUGACAAACACCUCAAGGGAAGGACCGACUUCAUCAAAGGCACCAAGAAAGACAGCAGCGUCGAGCGGAAGACAGAAAUCAUCCGGAAACGCCUUCACAAAGAUAUCCCCCACCACUCCGUGAUCAUGCUCAACUUCUGUCCAGAUCUCCAGUCGGUGAAGCCGAACCUGAGGAAGAGCCAUGGGGAAUUCAUCUUCCUGGUGGACAGGAGUGGCAGCAUGAGCGGCACCAACAUCCUCCGCGUCAAGGAUGCCUUGCUGGUGGCGCUGAAGAGCCUCAUGCCAACCUGCCUCUUCAACGUCAUUGGGUUUGGAUCCACAUUCAAGACUCUCUUCCCUUCCAGCCAGACCUACAAUGAGGAGAGCCUGGCCCUGGCCUGUGACAACAUCCAGAGGAUGCGCGCCGACAUGGGUGGCACCAACAUCCUUUCCCCACUCAAGUGGAUCGUCCGGCAGCCGGUGCACCAGGGCCACCCACGGCUCCUCUUCCUCAUCACGGACGGCGUUGUCAACAACACCGGGAAGGUGCUGGAGCUGGUGCGCAACCAUGCCUUUUCCACCAGGUGCUAUAGCUUUGGCAUUGGACCCAACGUCUGCCACAGGCUGGUGAAAGGCCUAGCGUGUGUGUCCAAGGGGAGUGCUGAGUUCCUGGUGGAGGGGGAGCGGCUGCAACCCAAGAUGAUCAAAUCUUUGAAGAAGGCAAUGGCGCCUGUCUUGAGUGAUGUGACAGUGGAGUGGAUCUUCCCUGAGACCACCGAAGUCCUGAUCUCACCCGUCAGCAGCAGCUCCCUCUUCCCAGGCGAGCGGCUGGUGGGCUAUGGCAUCGUGUGUGAUGCUUCCUUGUACAUCUCCAAUCCCAGAUCUGACAGCAAGCGGCAGCGGUGCAACUCACUGCAGUCCCAAGAGUCCAGCAGCUCGGUCUUCUGCCACUCUCCAGAUGAGGGGCCUGGCCCAGACAGCGGCGACUGUGCAAAGAGCGUGGGGGCACCCUUCCACCUGGAGCAGGCCAGGGACACCCGGCUGUUCAGCGGAGACUCCACCCCUCAUGCAGGUCUGGACUCCUCCCCACGACGCAGGGCUUACAGCACCAACCAAAUCCCCAACCCCAAGCCCUGCCCAAGGGCCAUCACGGCCAGUGACCCCACUGUGCCUGCCAGGAGAUACCCACUGCGGAAGGCCAAGCUGCAGGACCUCUCUAAUCAGCCCACCUCAGAUGUUGCCACUGCCGCCGCUGCCUCUGCCACCCGUGGGCAAAUCAGUGUGCAGCCCUUGCCAAGCGCUGGCCAAGACAGGAACCAGGUCCCCAAACUCCACGGCCCUGGGGCCCGUAGGCCCUCUCUGCUGCCCCAAGCCUGCCAGCCCCUCCAGCCCUCCAACCAGGAUGCUCAGGCCUGGAGUCCCCUGGGAGAACAGGAUCAAGGCUCCAGCCAGAAGGCUGCGUCAGACCCCUGCAGUCCCAGGGAGCUAGAGCCUUCCCGUCACUCCUCCACCUUGGAGACAGAGACAUCCUCGGACUGGGAGCCCCCGGCUGAGUCGGAAAAGCCCACCAGUCCUGGAAGAUCCACCACCCCUCGCCCGGUGCUGGGCAAGGCCCUGGUCAGAGGUCUGCGUGAUAGCCAGCACCUGCAAUGGGAGGUGAGCUUCGAACUGGGGCCCCCUGGCCCGGCGCGAGGCAGUGGGCGCGACAACGACCUGUGGAGCGAGACCUUCCACCACCUGGCAGCCCGUGCCAUCAUCCGUGACUUCGAGCAGCUGGCGGAGCGCGAAGGCGAGAUCGAGCAGGGGUCCAACCGCCGCUAUCAGGUGAAUGCCGUGCACACCAGCAAGGCAUGCAAUGUCAUCAGCAAAUACACAGCCUUUGUGCCCGUGGACUUGAGCAAGAGUCGGUACCUCCCCACCGUGGUGGAAUACCCCAAUGCUGGGGUGGGCUUGCGGAUGCUCAGCUCUCGGGUCCUGACUCGACAGUGGAAAGGCACCUCUGCGGGCUUCGGACGGUCCCAGGCCACGCUCAAAGAGGACUCGGCAGCAGGAGAUGGCAAAUUCCAUGUCCCAAGCAGGGAGGAGAGCCCAGGAGUGACCAUUAGAGAGAUCCUGUCCCCUAGCCGCGAGAAGCACACGGCCUUGGAAGGGUCCGUGCGCAACCUGCCUCCUGAUUCCCUCUCUUCCAUCAAGGCCUCAGACGCAGUUUUUGGAUCCAGGCUGAAUCUCAACAAGACCAAGCUGUUGACACGGGCAGCCAAAGGCUUCCUGGGCAAGCCACUGGCCAGGACUCCUGAGGUGGCCUCGGGCAGCCGGAGCUCUGACUACAUCCCGCUGGUGUCUCUGCAGCUGGCCUCCGGAGCCUUCCUGCUCAACCAAGCCUUCUGCGAGGCCAUCCAGAUCCCUAUGGAGAAGCUCAAAUGGGCCUCGCCCUUCACCUGCCACCGUGUGUCAUUCACGGCCCGCCAGGCAGAGCCCGAGGCCCGUGGCUCCCAGCCGUGCACCCCAGCACAGCACCCCACAUGCACCAGCAUCUCCCUAGAUCCCUUAGCUGAGGGCCGGCCGGCCUUGGAGCCCGGGGCGAUGGUGGAGCACACAGGAAAGCUGUGGGCCACCGUGGUGGGGCUGGCCUGGCUGGAACACAGCUCUGCCUCCUACUUCAUCGAAUGGGAGCUGGUGGCAGCCAAAGCUGACCGGUGGCUGGAGCAGCAGGAGGUACCUGAAGGCCGCUCUCGGGGCACACUCAGGGCCGCCGCCCGCCAGCUCUUCGUGCUUCUGCGGCACUGGGAUGAAAACCUGGAGUUCAACCUGCUCUGCUACAACCCGAGCUACGUGUAG
Messenger RNA from Ochotona curzoniae (black-lipped pika), 3711 nucleotides. RefSeq names its product von Willebrand factor A domain containing 5B1 (gene VWA5B1). The record is from RefSeq and is a predicted model, not a curated record. NCBI's taxonomy places the organism in Eukaryota, Metazoa, Chordata, Mammalia, Lagomorpha, Ochotonidae. Bases 1 to 3711 code for a protein of 1236 amino acids. The transcript has 21 exons.